Messenger RNA from Amblyraja radiata (thorny skate), 2852 nucleotides. RefSeq names its product DDB1 and CUL4 associated factor 15 (gene dcaf15). The coding region runs from base 28 to 2109 and encodes 693 amino acids. The transcript has 13 exons. Gene Ontology annotation, cellular component: Cul4-RING E3 ubiquitin ligase complex. The record is from RefSeq and is a predicted model, not a curated record. Gene Ontology annotation, biological process: protein ubiquitination. Lineage: Eukaryota; Metazoa; Chordata; Chondrichthyes; Rajiformes; Rajidae.
GCGGAAGGAGGCGGUUUGAGGGAGAAAAUGGCGCCGAGCCGGAGUAAGGGUCCGGUUGUGAGGAGGAAAAACAAUGUGCUGAGGAGCUUAUACCGGCUAAAGAUAACUGGACAGUUUUCUCAUCGAAUGUUUCAAAAUUUGCCACCCAUUCUUUGUGUCCCCUUGAAAAACAUAGUGGAUGAUGAUUUUUUACUAGCUGGUCAUAUAUUCCUUGGUUUUACAAAAUGUGGUAGGUAUGUACUGUCCUACACCAGAGAUGUGCCAGAGCAAGACUUUGAUGAAUUACCCUACUAUGUGUAUUACCUGUACUGGUGGAAGUUCAACAUCCAUGACAAGUUGAAAAAGGUUAGGCAAGUGCUUCUUUUCAAAGAUCAGGAAGUGUACAGUGACCUGUAUCUAACUGUGUGUGAAUGGCCAAGUGAUCCCUCAAAGCUUAUUGUGUUUGGAUUCAACAUUCGGUCAGUAAAUGAUCUGCUGAUAAAUAUGGUUAUGAGCGAUGAAAAUGAUAGAGAUAUUUAUAUCACAACUGUUGCCACACCGCCAUUUGUGCUGUGUCCCGACUGCAGAGAUAUGGCUUUCCUUAAUACAGGUGAGCAGAAUGCCUAUUGCCUGCAGCACGGCUUCAUGCUUCACACUAAGUACCAGGUGGUGUAUCCCUUUCCCACGUUCCAGCCUGCUUUCCAGCUCAAGAAAGAUGGAGUAGUGUUACUUAACACCAGCUACUCUCUGGUAGCAUGUGCAAUAUCUGUAAAUACAACAGGGAAAAAUGAACAAGUUCUGUACGGCAAGAGCAGAGAAAACGGUGAGCCUCCAGGAGAUCAUGAGGUGGAUCCAAGGACUUGUAUUUCACCGGGAUUGUGCAGUCCCAAGUCAAUUCAUAACUGUGAAGGCACAAAACACCCUUUAUGCAGCCAAGGAACCCUGGACUCCGCCUCUCACAAAGCCAAUGCUGACAACUGCCCGCGCACGGAAAACUGUUCGGAGGAAGCGUUGAGCUGGGAACAUGAAGCCUGCAAGCACGCCGUUUUGGCAGUGUGUAACCCUGCCCACUGCGACCGUCUGUCUGCUGCGGGCAAAGCAAAGGAGUUUGCAGCUGACAUCUUCAGACGAGCGAGAGCUGCCACCGGCACCCUGGAGCCGUUGGGCAGCGUAGACCUGCGCAAGGAAGAUGCCCUACAAAGGAAACUUGCGGGAGACUGCCUCCAUAUCCCUAAUCUGCAAGGAAGCGAGACUUCGGAAAACCUUCCUUCCGCCUCCGGUGAAUCCAAAUUACCGAACCAGUGUUCUAGUUGUGUUGCAGAUACUUGUAGUUAUGCCUUAAGUACCAAGGAAUCACAUUCCGUUGUUUUGGGGUGCACUUGUACCACCCAUGGGAAGCCCACCCUAGACAAUGGUGCAUCAUCUGAUGCUCAAGCAAGUACUGAAGGGACAAGUUGUUUUGUGCAGAGUGACUGGAGCACAACGGAUGAUUGUAGCACCCAGCACCAGGAAACUGCACAAAUAGACCCAGGUUAUGUGAAUUACAUAAAGCUGCACUAUGUUUUGGAACCCACUGGCAUGAUGGUAGAUGAUGAAGGAUAUGAUGAUAAGAUCUCAUUGCCCUUUGUAGUGACUGACUUGAGAGGAAAGAAUCUGAAGCCUUUUAAAGAAAAUGCCUUGUUUCAGGGCAAGUACCUGACUGUAGAGCAACUGACACUUGACUUUGAAUAUGUUAUUAAUGAGGUGAUAAGGAAUGAUGCUUCCUGGUCAAAACGCUACUGUUCCUUCAGUGAUUAUGACAUAGUAAUCCUAGAGGUAUGUCCGGUAACCAACCAUGUCAUCAUUAACAUAGGACUGCUGCUCUUAGCAUACCCUUCAGAUGAGGAAGGACAGGCAAGACCCAAGGCAUAUCACACUUGUUUGAAGGGUGCGUGGAACCUAAACACAGGCAUCUUUGCGACUGUGGGUGUUGGAGACUUGACCGCUGUCCAGGGUCAAACAAGCGGCAGUGUUUGGAGUACCUUUCGGAAAAGCUGCGUUGAUGUCGCAAUGCGAUGGCUCGUUCCCGAAAGUACCUUUCGCAAUGUCAACAGGAUGACCAACGAAGCUUUGCAUAAAGGUGUGCGGUAAUGCCGUGGAUGUCGCUCGCUGAAGCGCCUGGCGGAUAGCGGACGCAGUAUGUGGAUUGUUCUGUAGUCGUGACUCUCCCAUCAUUCAUUCAGACGAUGACUAUUAAAGGGAAGAUUCAAGAGACCAUCUCUCAAGAACAAAGCCAGUGCCAAUGAAGAUUUUAAGAUGUUUUUUUUAUAAAGCUACCUCUUUAUUCAGAAUUUUGUUUCAUUCAUUCCUUCGCAAGCCAUUAAGAAACCCUUGGAGAUUUUAGGAAUAAGAAUGGAUAUUCCAAGUGUGUGCACAACAUUUGAAUAGUUGUGUUUUUUUGAGACUGGUACUUUAAUACAAGUACUGUCCUUCCCCUUCACUGAAGUUUAAUAUCUCUGAUGUUUGCAUUACCUCAGUAUCUAAUUUACGACUUUGUUAAUUUGUGUUAAUGUCUGAAGAUUUCCAGAGCGCUUAUCUGGAUAGUAUUUUUGUUAGAAAGGCAGUGCAAGUGCGUUUAACAUUAUUUAGGGUCUAGUUUAAAAAAAAUUGAGGAGCUGGUUGCAUUCCUUCUUUGGUUCAUGACUCUGGCCAACAAUACUUGUUGUCACUGGACAUAAGGCAUUCUUCAUAGCAGCCAGUCUCCUUCAGAAUCCAUCAGUGAGAUGGGUUUCCUGGUUACAAAUUUGCAGAUAAUAUGUGAUGUAACCAGUUUCCACGUUUAGCUGUUGCUGAGUAUGAACAUGUUCCUCUGAUUUUUAAUAAAGGAGAUUCAG